Molecule: messenger RNA, 965 nt
Organism: Agrilus planipennis (emerald ash borer)
Lineage: Eukaryota; Metazoa; Arthropoda; Insecta; Coleoptera; Buprestidae
Product: transmembrane protein 131-like
Exons: 8
Coding region: 166-936 (256 amino acids)
Cellular component (GO): membrane
Source: RefSeq, a predicted model, not a curated record
AAAUAAAGUGACGUCAAUAGCCUAGUGAUUUUUGGUUUGAAAUGUUUCGCGGGAUAAAUUGCUGAAGCUAGCAUAUGACAGCUGCUGUAUUUUUAAAGUACCCACACGAAUGUUAUUAAUAAUUGUGCUCCUAGGUUUGUUAAACAAAAAUAAACGCAUGAAAGAAUGAGCUAUAUUUCUAUUUGGUGGACAGUUUCGCUUUUGGUAUUAAUAUCUGUAAUUGAAAAGACACAUUUGACAACUCACGAUAACAGUCAUGGGUUUGUGUCUACUUCUAGAGAAAGUUACUUUAUUGAUGAUUUAUCCAAUAUUCAUCAGGAUAUUUCGCCAGAAUUUCGAAGUUCCGUAAUAAGUGACAUGAAAAAGUAUGUAAAAUUUGAGCCAGAAUAUUUAGAUUUUAAGCAAAGGGCUCUAGGUGUACCUCAUUUAGAAAAGGUGUUGUUAUUUAACAUUCAUAGUAAUAAAAGUAUUGAUAUGACUUCUAUAUCAGGUAGUACAGUCCAUUUUCACAGUUCUUUCUUUGAAGAUAAGCAAAUUCCACCUCUUGGAAAUACUUCGUUUAAUGUUGUAUUCUUGGGACGAGAGGAGGGUAUUGUGGAAAGUAAUUUGUUUAUCCAUACAACAGAAGGACAUUUUAAGUAUCAAGUAAAAGGAUCAAGUGUUUCUAGUCCAUACAGACUGCGCCCAAUAACAAACGUAAAAUUGCCAUUAAAUGCUACAUUUUCUCCUAUGAUCUACAUGUUUAAUCCACACUUGGAAUCCAUUCAAGUAAUAGAAAUAUACAGUAGUGGGGGCGAUUUUCACUUGGAAUUACCAAGUGGUGAAUUGGAAGGCCCCAAAGAUAUGUGGGAAAUACCACCCCUUCAAAGAAAAGCUAUUAUUCGGGUCCGAUUCUUUGCUAAAACUGAACGAAAUCAUACAGCUUAUGUUCGGUAAGAAUUGUUAAUAUAAAUUGAAUUAACAUU